ACCUCAUGCUCUAAUUAACAAAACUCAACAAGUUCACUAACAAAAAAACAUGUAUGCUUCUACUUCCUUUACUUCAAAACUCAUCAAUGAGCUUCUUGUGGAAUCUCACACAAGAAGGUUGCUCUUCCAAGACACAAUUGAACAUCGAUCACUCAAAAUCGACUCCCGUGUUUUCACAAACAACGACAAUUCAACCGACUCAAAUUUCGGUGCUCGUGAAUUUGAUUCAGAUGUUGUGAAGAUUAUUGCAGUCUUACUAUGUUGUUUUAUUUGCUUGCUUGCAUUAAACUCCAUCAUAAGGUGUGUCUUAAGGUUUUCAAGUGUAGCUAUCAACAAUGAAUCUUUUUCGAGUUCGAGUAGCAACCCUUUACCUCAAUUGGUCAACAAAGGAAUCAAGAAGAAAGUUCUCAAGAGAUUCCCAACAAUGAGAUAUUCAACUGAGUUGAAACUGCCAAGUUUGGAUACAGAGUGUAUGAUAUGUCUCUCAGAGUUCGCAAAGGGUGAAAAGGUGCGCAUUUUACCUAAAUGCAACCAUGGUUUUCAUGUUCGUUGCAUUGAUAGAUGGCUAAAGGAACACUCGUCAUGUCCCAAGUGUAGACAGUGCCUUCUUGAAACUUGUCGAAAGAUUGGUGGAUCGCAGGUGCAACCAAUUGUGUUGCCGGUUCAAGAAACCAUUAUAAGGAUCCAACCACUAGAGCCUGAAGCUUUGGAACAUAACUAUAGGGAACAAAUAUAAAUGUAAAUAUACAUUAGUUAAAGUUGAGUUCAUUUUUUUCCGAUAAGAUUAUGGUGUAAUUAUUUGAAGUUUUGAACCGAGAAUACAUAUAUUUUCUGAUGAA
This is a messenger RNA of Trifolium pratense (red clover), 839 nucleotides long. RefSeq names its product E3 ubiquitin-protein ligase ATL76-like. The record is from RefSeq and is a predicted model, not a curated record. Gene Ontology annotation, molecular function: transferase activity. Lineage: Eukaryota; Viridiplantae; Streptophyta; Magnoliopsida; Fabales; Fabaceae. Bases 50 to 736 code for a protein of 228 amino acids. Gene Ontology annotation, biological process: protein ubiquitination. The transcript has a single exon.